CAAACUCAAGGAAGUUGAUCAGAGUCCACGGGAGUAUUGUAGACCUAGCAGCCUCUGCGCAUGGUACAUAGACAACACUUUACGGAUAUAUUUUAAACUAUUAUUCUUCACAACUUUUUAUUGCGUCGGUGGACUUUUGAUUCGCUUCAAGAUGUCUUAUCCUAUUGCGCACAACACCUCGACGUACAGAACGAUCAGCGUCGCAGCCGAACCUUCGAAUACGCUUUUGUCCAACACCAAUACGUACAGAACGAUCAACGUCGCAGCCGAACCUUCGAAUACGGUUUUGUCCAACACCAAUACGUACAGAACGAUCAGCGUCGCAGCUGAACCUUCGAAUACGGUUUUGUCCAACACCAAUACAGUUUUGUCCAAUGCGAAUAUGGUUAACUACAGUCAACUUUCCCCGCUACCGUACGGUUUAAACAGCUCCUACGAGACGGUGCGAUACCUGGUACCCGUACAGCAACCGGCGCAGCAGUCAUAUGUAUUGGUGAACAACGCACCUCAAGUUAUGCCCCAGAUGAUGUCAACGGUUUAUCUGCAGAACGUUCCCAGCGCCAGUGUCAGCAGUUUGGAGGAUUCGGAAUUCAUGUACCGACAGCAGAUCUCCGAGCAUGUGAAUGGGAAUUCUUCCUCCGUGUUCAGCCAGACUCCCAGCCCAGUCAAGAGUCCUGAGCCAAGCGUCGAGGAGGAGGUGGUGGAAGAGGAGGAGGAAGAGGAGGAGGUGCAGGAGACAGUGAAGGUGGAGGAGAAGGUGGUGGAGAGGGUGGUGGAGAGGGUGUCCCAGGUGCACCUGAAGGAGGUGGAGCCCCUGGUUAAGAUGGACACCCGCUUCUUCGGGGAGCUGCUGGCCGAGGUGUACAGGAAGAACUGCGACAUCCACACCUGCAUCUCCGAACACGUGGCCAAGAUCAGAGGACGAAAGCAUCUUCUGGAUCCCAGCAAUGACUACAAGAUGGAAAGGGACGAGGUGGAGAAUCUGAUCCCCCGAGGAGCUUCGGAGCUGACCAAGCAGCAGAUCCGCUACCUGCUGCAGACUCGUGUGACAGCAGAUAAGAGCAUGCGUCUGCUGCUCACCACCUUCAGCAGCCUGAGAGAGGAACUGCUGCACAUGUCUGAGGAUCUCCACCGCCUGGAGAGUGAGAAGGAGAGCCUGGAGAGAGACCUGAGCUUCAAGGCCGACCAGGCCCAGCAGUAUGAUCGCCUCCUGGAGGCUGUCAGGGAGAACAACCGCCAGCUCCAGGUGUCUCUGAAGGAGAGCAGCAGUAGCCAGCGCAGCCUGGAGAGGCAGCUUCUGGAGUACCAGAGUUCUGGGUCUGGACAAGACUUCAGGAUCAAGGAAGUGGAGGGAAGCCUGAGAGUCCUGCAGAAGGAGAACGACAUGCUGCGACAGAAGCUGGCGGGCCAGGGCAGCAGCUCCUCUCUGCAGGUGAAGACAGAGGAGCUGGCUCUGCAGUACAACCAGCAGCUCAUCAGCCUGAGGCAGGAGAAGGACAAGGAGCUGGAGAUGCUGCGGUCCCAGAUGACCAGGAUCCAGACAGAGUACAGCUCGGAGCGAUCAGGUGACCGCAGCCUGCAGCUACGCAUCACAGAGCUGCUGACAUCACUGGAGCAGCGGGAGACCAUCAUCAGACGCCAGGAAGAGGAGAUCAGGCGUCUGCAGACAGUGAAGAGCGAUAGCUCCAAGAACGUCACCCAGACCGUCAUCACCAACAGGUACAGGAACCAGUACCCCCUCCUGGGACUCCUGAGCGAUGAGUUCCAGUCCACGCACCAGCCUUCCAUCAAAGAGGCCAAGACCAUCGUCAUCAAGACAACAACAGGGGAGAUGACCCAACAGGAAACCAUUUCAAGUCCUUAAAGACACUGCUUCUCUCCGACAGGAAUGAACGACAACAAGAUCCAGACAUCCCUCCCCCUCCCUGCAUGCCCCCCUUUGACUCCCCCAUGUCCAGAAGGUUGCCUGGGUGAUGGUGUCUUAAGACCCCUAAAUUAAAGGGGAUCUCUGGAUUGGGCUGAAGGGGUUUUUGUACAUGCAGGUGUUGCAUUGGGUGGCGCAAGGAGCAAAAUAGUUAACGACCAAACGCAAAUAAAAAAUCAGUCAAUGGAACCAUCACAUCCUGGAUAGGGACCAUCCCCCCUCCUCUUUCCCCCACUGCCGUUACCUAUAGUUACCAUGCAUGUUAGAAAUAUUGUUUUGAAGUUUUUCCUGUAAGAGAGUAGUCUGCAAUGUGCUGAGACAGGUACAAGGUUGUUCCUCUUUUCCGUCUAUUUGGUUUGAAUUGGUGUUUUUUUAUUUUUAUUAUUAAAAGGUAACAGAUUACAAGGAUGUAUUUAAACACGUUUAUGUCUUGCCAGUUAGGUUAUAUUUCUGAUGAGGUACGUUGCAUGGGUGUGAUGAUGAUGUUGUUGGUUUGCGUGCUGAUGUUGCUCCGUGUUGAGCUAAGAAUGCUUGGUGGUGUUGGAGACGGGUGAGGGUGGGAAGGGGGGUUAGAGUGGUGUGUGGGUGAAUGUUAGAAAGAGGGGAGCGAUGCGAUUAUAUUGGUGAUAGCCUGCUGAAACGACUGGUUGUUUUAGAAGCACAAAUGAUAAACUGUACAUGAAGCAAAUGUGUGCUGACUUGCCUUUUGAUCUGAUGUGUAUGGUGUGCAUUGCCCUUGGACUGGUGUCCAUGGAGAAAGAGAUGUUUUAUACUUUAUAACAGAUCCUUUAUAUAUGCUUAAACCAUUGUCUUGGACUAGCUGGCAGGAGUCAAACCCCUGUUCAAAGUAUGAUAACUCUAAGCUAAUUGAGUAAAUGCAUAUUUUUGACCGCAAGAUGGGAACUGACUGACAAUUAACAUUGCUUCCCUCAUGUCCAAUGGAAAUACAUAUCUAGAUUCUUAAUAAAAAAUGGUAAAAUCUAUAA
Molecule: messenger RNA, 2910 nt
Organism: Osmerus eperlanus (European smelt)
Lineage: Eukaryota; Metazoa; Chordata; Actinopteri; Osmeriformes; Osmeridae
Gene: pof1b
Product: POF1B actin binding protein
Biological process (GO): epithelial cell morphogenesis; actin filament organization; bicellular tight junction assembly
Cellular component (GO): adherens junction; bicellular tight junction; actin filament
Molecular function (GO): actin filament binding
Source: RefSeq, a predicted model, not a curated record